Pocillopora verrucosa is the source of this 486-nucleotide messenger RNA. NCBI's taxonomy places the organism in Eukaryota, Metazoa, Cnidaria, Anthozoa, Scleractinia, Pocilloporidae. The record is from RefSeq and is a predicted model, not a curated record.
UUCAAGGAAUUGCUUCCCAGAUAAUCAACACUAAAUAUAUCUUAGCUCCUCUCAUGGGAAGUUUAUUUUGCUGCUAACCACACUCGCAUGACCCAAGAGACUCCAGCUGACAAAGCUAAAAUGCCGAAGUGUCCCAAGUGCAACAAGGAAGUGUAUUUUGCUGAGAAGGUGACUUCUCUCGGCAAAGAUUGGCACAGGCCUUGCUUGAGAUGUGAAAAAUGCAAUAAGACUCUGAGUUCUGGUGGUCAUGCCGAGCACAAGGGUAAGCCGUAUUGCAAUAAGCCAUGCUACUCUGCUUUGUUUGGCCCAGGAGGUUUUGGCCACGGUGGAACAGAGUCACAUAAAUACUGACUUCACCACGCACUACAAGUUCAGUUCAGACAUGACUGACGCUGACCGCACCCAAGGCAUCAUUAGGACGAUGACAUGUUUUGUCUUUUGUAGCUCUUGCCAGUAAUCCUAAAUAAAGACGAAUGUAUUUUGUCA